CGGUUCCUCCGGGAUCCGGUUCCCGAGCCGCCGCCGCCAUCUUGGGUCCCGCACGCCGUCCACGUUGAGCGAGGAGGCGGUGGCAGGCGGCUGGAGACGUCUGACGAGACACGCAGACACACACCGCAGGCCCGUCACACAGGCAGCGUGUCUCUCUCUCUCUCUACUCUCGCUCUCUCUCUGUCCACCCUUUAACACCCACAGACAAGCACGCGGUUCGGGCGUGGGGCAAGCGCGUUGCGGGUGCCAUGGCCACCGAAUACAUCAGCGAGCUGGACAGCCGCUUCUUUGCCGACAACCUGCUCAUGAAGGAGGACUGGGAUGGCUGCCUCUAUGACCUGGAAAACAUGGACAUUCCAGACGAUCCCGAAGACCCCUUUGGCAUCCUUCGCGAUCAUUCCCAUAUGGACGAGGACAACGAUAUCGAGCUUAAGCUGGAAUCUCUCUCCCCCUCCUCGUCAUCGUCGUCCUCCAGUGACCCCUGGUCACACGUUUACACCGAAAUUUUCCAAGACGUGCUAAUAAAGGAGGAGCCUCCCUCUCCACCUUCAUCCAACUCGUCCGAGGUCCUCAUCAGCACCGUGGUGGAGUCUUCACAAAAGCAGGCGGCAAGCGCUGCACCGUGCCUCGGAGUGAAGUUGGAGGGGCCGCCAACACCGCCGUACUGUGUGGGGGACAUUCCCUCCCCGCCACGGACGCAGGCUUCAGGCUCCCCACCCAGCCACACCCAGGCCAUCCUGGAGUGGCCCAAACGGGAACCCAAACAUGAGGCUCUUGCACCGGCCACAGGGUUGGUGCCAACUCAGUGCCAGCAGAAGGCACCCCAGUUGCUGCAGUCCAACCUUGCUCUGCCUUCUGGCAUCACUGCAGCACCCAACACCGCCAAAACCCUUAUCCUGCAGCCGGUGACUUCCCUGGUGCCGCAAACCAUCGCUUUCCAGGCAAAGCCUGCUGCCCAACCGGUGGUCCUAUCCACAGGUGGGCUCACUCGCCUGCCAGCCCAGUGCCUUCUCAAGCAGCCGCAGCCUGGACUCGGCCGCACGCAGCUCGCACAUGGACCAUGCAACCUGCCCCCGGGUGGCCUGGCAAACGGACUACCCAAUGGCACAGCUAAUGGCGUUGUUGCCAAGGGAAUGGCCAAUGGCCUGACAACCAAGAUGGCAAACGGGGUGACUGGUACAUCGGUGGCUGGCUUGUGUUCUCCGACGUUUGUGGGCUCCGUGUCUGCUUCUGCGUCGGGCGCCUGCCUGUCACCGCCUGCCAGUACAGCACCACCCACCACUGCUGCCGCCGCCGCCGCUGCCGCCGUCGUCAAGAGGAUCGUGCCCCUACAACCGCCGUCGAGAGACCCGUACGGCAGGGAUGUCGACGUGAAGGUGCUGAAGAGGCAGCAGCGCAUGAUCAAGAACCGCGAGUCGGCCUGCCAGUCCCGGCGCAAGAAGAAGGAGUACGUGACGGGCCUGGAGGCGCGCCUUCGAGACGCGCUGGGCGAGAACGAGCGGCUCCGGAGAGACAACGCGGAGCUCAAGCAGAGGCUGGAAGGGCUGAUAACCGAGAACACCCAGUUGAAAGGAGGCGGCGUAUCGGGCAGACGCGCUGUGUGCGUCAUGGCUCUCUUCUGCUUCCUGGCAUUGACGUGGAGUCCUGGCAGGUUCAUGGAGAGCGACACGGUGCCGCUGGGCGCGGUUCAGCCUCCCGCGGAGCUGACGCUGAGACACGGGCGGCACUUGCUGGCAGUGCCUCGCGAGCCGCCUGCCUUCCACACCCAGCCCCACCCGCACAGCCCCCGCAAGCACCAUGUCUACACGAACAAGACAACAUCCCUGGCCAAUGGAAAAGAGCUGCUGGUAACUGUGAACAGCUCCCUACCCAGCCUCCGGCCACCAUCCUGCCCACACUUCAAUAAGACCGAGUCUCUCCGGCUUGCAGAUGAGUUGAGAGGCUGGGUGUACCGUCACGAGGUGGAGCGCCGCAAAGUGACUAAACGGUGGCAGCCCAAGCCGCCCAGCCCACCGAAAUUCACCACCAAGCGGUCAUCCAUUGGGCGAAUCCUGUCCAUACCUCACCCUGACGCCACCAGGGCAAUGCCCUCCAAUCAGCUUCAGCUGUAUGGAGGCCCGGCGCAGGGAUACAUAGACUUCCUGGAGGCGAUUGACAGACAAGAUGACACCUUCUACGUUGUGUCCUUUAGCCGGGAUCAUCUGCUGCUGCCCGCUAUGAGCCACAACAAGACACGGAGACCCAAGAUGUCUUUGGUCAUGCCGGCAAUGGCUCUCAACGACUCGCUGGUGGACGCUGGCCCGGCCGGCUACGAGACGAUGAUGCAGGUGGACUGCGAGGUGACCAACACGCGCAUUGUGCGCAUCCGCAGCUCCUCGGUGCCGCCCAGCCUACGUCGAGCGUCCCACGACAACGCCACGGGUUCCUACUCCACCAACAAGGACACGAGUCCGCAGGACCCCACUCACAGGGGGGACGAGCCGCCCUUGCGCACGAGAGCGGCCCUCUCAAGGCGGCGGCUCGAACGGGCGGCUUCCCAGAACGCCUCGGAUGCCUACAGGAAUGCUCAGGUCCCCGUGAGCAUCGACGGGGAGGGCGACUUUUAGGGCGCGAACGAUUUUAAAUUAUUUUCACGUCGUUUGUUAUACACGUCACCCAAAGGAGUCCCCCACAACAAUCACCUUUGAAAAAGAUAUGAGGAGCCGAGUGCCCAAAAUGACUGUAUUUCAGAAGGAAAGACAAUUUUGGGUAAUUUUUUCUCAAAAUGUUUACAACAGGCAUUGAUGUUAAUGCAGCAGCACCGCGGACACCCGUAUGUCAGGCUGUAAGAACCCUGCACAGUUCCCCACGUCGGUGCAUACAGCUGCGUUGCGUUAGCCAACCAGGAACACCGCAUUUUCGUCAAUUAACUGUUAAUAGCAUUUAAUAUGCAAAGCGCUUUGGAAAUAUUUCUCAGUAUAUAUUUUAGAAAGCUACUCAUGUCACCUCCUCCCAGAAUCAUGAGAAAUACGUUGGCAUUUUAUGCAAUGCUCCAAUCCCCGACCGAGACAUUUGAGGGUGAUUCCCUACUGCGUUUAACCAACACAGCUGUAAAUUCUGGAUAGGUCAGCUAUACUUGGUGACCCUAUGAACUUUCCACUGUGCAGUGAGAAGAAAUGCAGGACAUUAAACAAUUUUAUGCAUUCACCUAACUCGUAAUCCUGACACAGCGCGCAUUUCAGUUGUCAUCAAUAAAUUUCACCAAUGGCAAAUUGCUUACCAUGGGUAAAUUCCCCCACCCAUUAGAACUCCCUCUAUGAUGCUGUCAGAGACCGUAGCUCUGCCAAUUGUUAAUGAAUGCGAAUUUACUUUAUUCACAAUACACAUCAGAGACCUGUCUAGGACCAAGUGUACUACAGCCCGCAUUGCCCAUCGGCCUUUAUAUCUGAGGUGCGCACAUUGCCUCCCCUAUAAUCAUUGACCACUGGCUUGGUUUGUGUCACCCGGCUUCAUCUGGCAUUAUCUGUUGUACAUUACUGUCCGAUAGUGUGCGACUUACUGGCUGCAACAUUAACUGGCAUGUCAUGUGUAUGUACUGUUAAUAUUAUUCGUUAUAUGCCUAUUAGCUUAAUAGAAACAUGAAUCACUUUUUUAAUUAUUUAAAAAUAUACACAUAGAAUAUUUGAUCCAGUUGUAUGCAGACGUUAGUCCAUACUAGGAUAGCAUACAUAUACAUUGUGUAUAUAUGUAUGUGGAUCAUGUAUGCAUAUGUGUGUGUGUCCAUUUACAUACAUAUUUUUUGCAUAUAAUAAUGUUGGCCAGAUUUCGCCUGUGGAUUAUACUGCUUGUCAUGACUUCCCAGUCUGACUAUUUUUGUUGUCUUUGUUGGAAUAUUGUAGAGGUUAUAAAUAUUUAUACAUGAUUAUUUUCCCUCUGACCUAUAGUAGGUAUAUGUAGUACUUAGUCGUUAGCAUUGCAAAGGGAAUAAAUGCUAACGGGUCCAAUUAUUUGUUCUGCAAUAGAAACCAAAAUUAUGGCGACUGCUUCAGAAUUUGGUGUGGGAAAUGAUUUAUUCAAAUGGUUUUGUUUUUAAUUUAACGUCUAGUUUUUGUUUUGUCCCUUACAGUACUUAAAUGCUGCACUGACGUUUAAAAAAAAACUGAACGUUGGGCCAAUAUGACGGGAUACUUUUUCAUGAGAAGCAUAGGCUCAAUGAUUAAUUAAUUGUAUUAACCCAUUCCUGCUCUCAGCGCAAUCUGCACUCAGCCUGCGAAAGCCAAUGUCUUGUGCCCCCUUUGCUCCUAAUACGGCACACGUGAAACCAAUGCAAUGCAAAGUGUCUUGAGGAGAGAGUCCCUUUCAUGAUGUUUGAGCUAUUUAGAGUUGGUGGUGGAAAUCGAGUCUCCCAAGGAUUAACCACUGUUGACUUCCCGCAAAGUGAUACUCAUUUUUAUCAGCCCCCAGAUAAAUGAUGGGCUGAUUGUUGACUGUAAUAUGACCUCCGUGACCUUCCAAUUGAGUUGCGCUCUUGCCACAGUGCCACCUACCCAGAUGACCCAUGAUGGUUUCUGUACGUUUUGAGAAAGUGGCUUCUGUCCAAUGUUUUAGAAGUGUUGCUCUUGAGUCCGUUUUAAAGUUUUGAAUGGGGCUUGCAACGUUCAUAUCUAUUGAGUGACACUUUUCAUUGGAAUAUUGAUGAGACUAGUUUGUCAAGGGUCACGCUUUAGGAAGUGUGCAUCGUUGUGAUUACAAUUGCUGGACUCCCUUGUAUGACCAACUCGCCCGGAAUGCGUCAGACCUCGGAAGUUAAGUGGAAUUAAGCCUGGAUAGUGCUUGGAUGGGAGAUCGAGCUGGCGACCUCUGGGUUGCAAGUCCAGUGAGCAAACCGUUACACCAGGGCAGCAUCCAAUAUGCUCUGUACGUUUUUGAAUGUGUCACUGAAGUUUUGUUGAGAAAACAUUAAAAUUAGUUAUAAUGAACUAGCAACUGAUGGUUGUGUAUGAUUUCCAUUGUUAUUGAUCUGACUGUUUCUAACUAUUUAACGAACCAAGUAAAUACAUGUAACCCCAAUGAAUUUACGAUCGAAACUUAGAUUAAUUAUUUACAAUUUUGAAGUAAAAUGUAGCCACAUUACACAUCUUUUGCAUUGACUGUGACACACAGAUGGCAACUAAGCAAUAACGUGCCAGAAUUUGUCGACUGAAGGGUGGCUGUCUAGUCGGCACAACUAUAAAUAAGCCUGAUGAGAAAAUCACUCUCUUCUUCAUAGCCACGGUCAAUGUACUGCUGGAUGAAGACCUCACCAAGCCACCACCACCUCUUAUCAACCUGUGAUGUAAUAAUCCACCUAACACCUUUACCCGAAUUGAUUUCACUGCUUUAUCUCCUUGGUGGAUGCCAUUUCUCAGACGCUUUUCUCUUCACGUGUGUCACAUUACAUCGCUAUUUUCCAAACACUUUCCCCCCCCCCAUAAAUAUACUUUUGUUGGCACAUUGAUGCACCGUGUGAAGUGUAUCGGUUCAACAUGUCUUGAGUUAAAUGUAUUGAACAUUUCCGACGGUCAUUUUUUCUGAUGAUAAAAAUCAGUCUAAACAUGCUGCACAUUACUAAAUAAUGUAAGCAUUUUUUAAGUGUGUGACGGUAUAGUUAUUUAAAUUAACAUUUACUCUGUUGAAAAACAGACGACGAGAACAAUGUUAUGGAGCUCUAGAUAUAAAAUAUGGUAGUUUGCGACAAUUGGCUAAUCUAUUUUUCAGAAGCAUUGUUAUAAGCGUAUCACCAAAUGUUUUGUUCUAUCCUUUUUUCACAUUUUGUUCAGAAACUUAUUUUUUUUUUAAAGAAUAUGCCAAGUGCUUGUUAAAACCUAAUGUUUUUCACGUGAUAUUUAUGGAUUGCGUUGAGUAAAGAAAAGGGUUUGUGCGACCUA
Molecule: messenger RNA, 5906 nt
Organism: Petromyzon marinus (sea lamprey)
Lineage: Eukaryota; Metazoa; Chordata; Hyperoartia; Petromyzontiformes; Petromyzontidae
Gene: ATF6B
Product: activating transcription factor 6 beta
Biological process (GO): endoplasmic reticulum unfolded protein response; regulation of transcription by RNA polymerase II
Cellular component (GO): nucleus
Molecular function (GO): DNA-binding transcription factor activity, RNA polymerase II-specific; RNA polymerase II cis-regulatory region sequence-specific DNA binding
Source: RefSeq, a predicted model, not a curated record